This is a messenger RNA of Bipolaris sorokiniana ND90Pr, 633 nucleotides long. RefSeq lists its product as uncharacterized. Lineage: Eukaryota; Fungi; Ascomycota; Dothideomycetes; Pleosporales; Pleosporaceae. The transcript is spliced from 3 exons. Bases 1 to 633 code for a protein of 210 amino acids. Gene Ontology annotation, biological process: mitochondrial translational termination. Gene Ontology annotation, molecular function: translation release factor activity. The record is from RefSeq and is a predicted model, not a curated record. Gene Ontology annotation, cellular component: mitochondrial large ribosomal subunit.
AUGCUGCUGCUCCAACCGCGCCUCAUUCUCCGCCCUGUCCGCUGCUCCCCGGCGACGACCCGCUUCCCGCGGCGCGUUGCCUGCUGCUGCUCAUACUCUUCGUCUUCCUCGUCUUCCUCGUCGUCCUCGUCGUCCUCGGGCUCGCCUGGCCACGGCGCCGACGACGGCCUUGAUGCUGCUCGGACGUGGCUCGCGGCGCUGCAUGCACAGACAAUCCCUCUCGAGACUAUUGGCGAAUUGACCUUUAGCACAUCAUCGGGCCCUGGUGGCCAGAACGUGAACAAAGUCAGUUCCAAAGCCACUCUAAAAGUGCCCCUCGACGCCCUGCUGCCCCACGUCCCUGCAGCUCUGCAUAGCCACAUCAAGCGCCUGCGCUACCUGGGCCCACGCUCAAAUACCAUCGUUGUCCAUGCCGACGACAGUCGCAAGCAGUCGGACAACGCCCGCAACUGCUACCGUCGCCUGUACGAGGCCAUUGUCCUCGCCGCCCGCAACGCUGUACCCGCCGAGACCUCGCCAGAGCAGGCUCAGCGCGUCAAUCGCCUCCAAAAAUCCAAUAACGAGCGCCGCCUCAAGACAAAGAAACUCCAUGGCGCUAAGAAGUCUUCCAGACGCACCCGCACCGAUGACUGA